Messenger RNA from Vollenhovia emeryi, 5587 nucleotides. It is a transcript of the gene Sdc, whose product is annotated as syndecan. Gene Ontology annotation, biological process: cell migration. Gene Ontology annotation, cellular component: membrane; cell surface. NCBI's taxonomy places the organism in Eukaryota, Metazoa, Arthropoda, Insecta, Hymenoptera, Formicidae. The record is from RefSeq and is a predicted model, not a curated record. The transcript has 5 exons. Bases 312 to 1031 code for a protein of 239 amino acids.
GCCAGUCGGGUCGGUCUGGUCGACGGUAGCGGGCGAUCGUCGCGCCGCCCAGUGUCUCGCGGUUCAUCGAUCAGUGUGGUGUGUGUCGCGCGUUGUUGUUCCGGGAGAUCUUUUUUUUCCUCCCCCUCUCCCUCGAGCGGUACGUCCGUCCCGACGUUUGUCACGGGUAUACUGCCCUCGCGCCGUCGUCUCGCGCGGAGCGUCGCCGUCCCUCGCGCCUGGCCGCCUUCCGCGUUCCCCGUCGAUUCGUGCGCGUGCAUACGGGACGGGCGCCGGGCGAGCGGGGCCCAUCGGGAUCACAGGAUAGAAAGAUGCGGCUAAGGAUACGCUGGAUACUUCUGGUCAGCACGGCCGUGGUGAUCAUCGCGGGAUGCGACGCCGCCACCGAGAAGGAACAGAGCGACAGCAAACAGAGGACGUCUGCGAGCUCGACUUACAACACCUUCCCGGAUGACCUGUACCUGGAUGAUCAGGACGCCUUAGAGGGUUCCGGCCGAGGUGGCGGCGACAAUCGCGACGACCUCGAGGCCUCGGGCAGCGGCCUUGGCCCUGACGACGAGGACGGGGACGAUGACCACGAGUUUACCGGUAACAAUGGAUUAGAGGUCCCGAGCAAGCCGACCGAAGCGAGACCUCCUCCGUACAUCAUCGAUGAGACAAACGUCAAAACUAAACAGACGACCAUUGACACCGUGAACCGACCCGGCAACGAGGCCAACGUAAUCGAGCCCUCGGGCACGGAAGACGAUCACGCCGACAACACCGACGACAUCCACGAGGUCUAUAUCAUGAAUCCGAAACCAGGGGACCGCACCAGCUCGUUCUUUGCGCAGCCGGGCGUGCUAGCCGCUGUGAUCGGCGGCGCGGUAGUGGGCCUCCUCUGCGCGAUACUGGUGGUCAUGUUCAUCGUGUACCGGAUGCGCAAGAAGGACGAGGGCUCGUACGCCCUGGACGAGCCGAGGAGAUCACCCGCGGCGCAGGCCUUCCCUAAGCCGGGCGCGCCUCACCACAAUCGGGAGUUCUACGCUUGAGGCGUCGGCGGCGGCGCGACGGCGACUUGGCCGAUUCCUCUCGCGAUCUCACGAUGCCGAGUCGAGUAAAGACCCACCGACGAUCAACGCCCGCUUUCGGAAUCCCCGCUGGUCGAUGGUGAAACAAUUACUACGGCAAACCGCACGGCACGCGCUCAUAGACUCUCUCCCCAAAACGCAAAGUUUUACCCGAGGAACGUCGCUCAGAAACGUCGGCCGAUUCUCGAUUACACGGAACCCGCCCUUGGUCGGCGCCUGCCGAUAUCAUCCCUUGUUCUUAGCUUUAAAUCGACCGUUAUAACAUAUCCUCGCUUAACUACCUGGAUCCUUUGCCGUUUCCCUCCUCGGAAGGCCAAUUUUUCACGAUUCUCCCGAGCUUCCCCCCCCCCCCCCAUGAUUUUGAAAGCUCGACCCGAGCCCGAGCCGCGACAACGACGUUAGCGCGCCGUACGACUUCUCGGCCGCCCGAAUUCCCCUUGACUCUGGGAAACUGUAUUUUCUUACACGCUGUAUCUCGUCGUGUUCAAAGAAAGAUGUACACGAGUAAGAGGGUCUGAGACAAGACGAAUUCGCGGCUCUCGGCCGAUGGACCGUUCGCCGAACUCUUACAGCUUGACGCUCCGGUUCGCCCUUUGCACAAUACCCUGUACAGACUUUCCUUUCCCUUUCCGUUAGCCCGACUUUAACUCGCUGAUCUCCGAAAAGAUUCUCUUCGGAGUGUAAUCAUCCCGGCUGGUGACUGAAGCGACGGACAAUGAACGGCGAGGAGUACACGCUCUCGCGUAUAUCCCGUCGAGACACCGUCGGCGAGGUUGCACCAAUUCCAAGAUGCAUUUACAAGCGUAUUUAGAGAGCGUAUAUAUAUUAUAUAUACAUAUAUAUAUAUUUACGUGUAUGUAUACGUAUAUACAUGUACAGGACUGAGAGCGUGAAAAUUCGUGGGCGAUAAACGCCGCUGCUAUGUCGUUAAUCAUUCUGUCUCCCGGUGGAAGGAGGGAAGGGAAGAAGGAUCGUUGCGGCGUCGUGAUUUCUCUCCGACAGUAAGAGCAGCGAGGAGUUAAGCUGCAACCUCGUUCGCGCGUCGUUGCUAUUUUUUCCCGUUUUUUUAAGUUUACAAUAUUUACUUGUUUGAACAAGCGUUUAAUACCGAGUUCGACAGAGAUUUAGGUCUUUUAUUGCACGCUCGCGUUCCGAUAGAGGCGAAAACGGCGGGACUCGUCGACCAUAUUGAUCGAUUGCAGAGAGGAUAAAAAGGGCGCCUAUAUUAAGAAUAUGUGUUAAGCAUUAAUCGUAGCGCGACCGCAUCGACCCACAUCACAUAUUCCGAGAGCAACAAAAAGAAUAUUUUACGUCAGUGCAUUUCUAUACAUUAUACAAUUAUACGAGAUCGUUUGGAAUUUAUUUACGGUCGAUCGGUCGCUGGUACUGUACAUAUCGUUAUAAAAAAUAGUGAUUAUUUCUGAAAUUUAUAUGAGAUUUUAUACGUAUUUUCUCUGCGCAGCUUCUCUCUUCGUUUCGUUGUACGCUAGAAAGAUAAACAGAUGGCCGUUCGUAUCUCGAGUUAGUCUCGUUAUCUUUCCAUUCUUCUCGAUUCAUUACGAUUGUCACUAAUAUUGAUCUCUAAUUAGCUUUCUGCGUGUUUCUUGCGCAAGAUAAAUGUAUCUUAAAUUUUUAAAUCAAGAUUCGAUGGUAAUUGAAAACGUAUACAAAUUUGCUCGCAGUUUGGAUCAUUUUAUUGUUUAGAUAACUGCUUCGUGUAAAUCAUGUUCAAUAUAUCGAGAAUUUGUGUAUAAACACAGAAACUCCCAAUAAUUGUGAAUAUCACGUUUCACAUGUACGCCGGGCAUUUAGUAAGCUUCGUCAGAAUCCUUGUGCUGUACGAAUCGCCAAUUCGCAAUUAAUGCAUUUUUUAGUAAAUAAAGUAAAUUGUCAGUCAGCGUGCCAUAUAUCUUUUUGAAACGCGAACCAGCAGCCAUGCGUGCGUGUGUCGCCAAUAGCGCGAUCGACGUGUCCCAACUUCCAGACCGUAUUUCUUCAGAAAUAAAAUGCAGCUCUUAAACUCAGCUCUAAAACAUAGAGGAAUUCCUUUGUAGAGACUGAAUAUAUUUUUCAUUUUUCCGAUGCUCGGGAGCAUUGGACGAGCAGAAAUAGCUCGUGGGGGUCCAUUGAAUCAUAUUUGCAUGGCAAUGGGACGUCACACCCUCCUUCCACCCGUAAGAUAAAACAUCCCACUUUUAUUACCUGAAUCGACUCGGAUAAAAAUUCUUAAUACAUCCGUCUGGGGAUUAUCUCGUCUUAGAGAUUCUAACGACGAGAAGUCAUGUUGCCAUAAAGUGAAAGAUAAGUGCUGCGCUUGAGCGGCACGAUUACCCACGACACGAGAAGUGAAGAGACACGUGGUUCCUUCUUGUCCCAAGAACGGUACGAUAGCGCGCACGCCUUAGCACGACAGAAAUGAUGCCAUAAUGCUGUAUUAGAAAGCGAAAGGGAACACGCGAAAAGCGAUACAAAUGCGUAUAUUCGUUCGUAUCGGAAGUUUUUUCCAUGCCGACAUUCGUCACGCGAUCGAUCCGCAUCGCGGAGUCCACUUAUUUAUUAACGGUUUUUUUCUCUCCUCUCCAUUUCACGUGGGGUCUCCUUGGCCGUUUUGCCUUUUCCGUUAAUUUUUUAUCCCCCCCCCUCCCCUCCUCCACGGACGCACUUGAAUCUCUUUUUUUUUUCUUCUUCCCUGACAGUACGUGAGCGUCGUCUUUUCGCAGAAUCCGAUCCGUCGCGGAAAAUCGGACACGUUGGAGUAAUUUAAAAGUAUAUCAUGCCGAUACUGCCACAUGUACUACGUAAGGAACAGCGAUUUGGUACGAAACUCACGAAUCCGCCUUAUAAUCACGUUGUUUGCCAUCUCACGGUACUCUCAACCCCCAUCAUCCUGCAAGUUCUUGACCCUUCCGUUUCUCUUGAGCUGAUUCUUACGUCCGGAUGUGCCGAUCACGAUUACUACUAUGAAAAGUGUAUAGAGUCUACUAAACCGCCUUAUUUAUUUUAUUAUCGAGAAUAAUGUAGCUCCCUCUCAUCCACGACGAAUUUAUUGCCUCAAUUUAUCCUCGUUGAACAUGCGCCAUGGUGUUGUUUCUCCGCGGCAUAUCACGACAUAAUUUUUUUUACUUGCAUUUCAAUCGAUGAAAAGUCACUUGUACGCGAACGAAGCCUCGAGAUUUAUUUCAACGACUCGAUUUUGCUAAAUUUAACGAAUUCUUUUUCACAGAAUCUGUUUUAGUGUAUCUAAAUUCGGAAUGGUACACAUAGGAAAUCAACCAAUAAGGAUAAUAACGAUAAGAACAUUAGUAACGAUAGUUAGAUAUAAUGCCGAUUAUGAUCAAAGAAAUACCCCUAUUCUCCCCUUUAUAAGUUAUUAUUAAGUCGGUACUCCUUUAUUGUACUACUUUCGUUUAAAUUUGAUUUUCUAAUGUGGAUCGAUUAGAUUCCUCCAAUACUUCACACGACUCUUUCAUCAAUCUAACUUUUUCAAAAUGUUUUGAAAUACUCUUUUAUCUACAAUCGUCCUGUUUUCUCCGUCAUUUUUGAAAAUUUCCCCCUCCCCCUCCCCCUCCCUCUCUCUCUCUCUCUCUCUCUCUCUCUCGGAAACCACUGUCUCGUGUGAAGUAAACGAGGAAAGACCUAGAAAUUGGGGGCUCGUAAUCUCUAUUAAUAAUCGUACAUGAUAUAGAUGAAAUUGUUCGUUAGAUAGUAAUUAAUUGACCCCGUGGUGUCGCUUGCCUUAGCUUUUGCUAGCUUACGCUUCACCACGCGGCCAAUUAACGUCUGAGAGAAAUUAAGCGAAGAGGAGAAGAAAAAUAAUAAUUGUAAUGAAAUCAUAUUUUAUAAGAAGACGUAAUUCCGUAAGAACACUAUAGCAAUGAAAAGUCUGUCUAAUACUAGGCAAAGCCCAUAGGCCAGGUGGACGAAUGAAAAUAAUUUUAAAAGUGGAUUAAUAUUUAAUAAUAACGAUAAUAUUAACAAUGUUAUUUUUUAAGUGUAAGUACUGUCAUCCCAUCGCUCCUCUUCCUCUUUUUCCUCCUCCUGUUCCUCUUCGUCCUCGUCCUAUUGCUCCCUAACUGGUCUCUAUAUUACAUAUAUGUGUAUAUAUCUCCGUCUAUGCACGAACCCACAAAAUACGUAUAUACAUGUAUAUGUACUUAUAUAUAAAUAUAUAGAUACAUUAUACUUGCUCGCGCAACUGCGAUAAAACGCAUUUGUUUCGGUUUUUCCCACUAAAGUGUUUUAUAUCAUUCUCCCACGUUUUCCUUCUGAAAUUUAAAAUCGAUCUCCUACCACGUACGUAUAUAAUCGCAACGAUAACAGGCCAGCGAGAGACACAAGCUUCUUACUGAAAUGCAAAAGAUGGAAUAUAUCCACGUUAUCGCUGUUGCGGACAUCAAAGUAAUUAUUACGUUGUUCUUAAUUAACGGGGAUUAAUAAUUGCACUAUAUUAGUAUAACAAACAAUAAUGUAUGUCGUCGCUCCUAUUCUGUAAAUAAAUACUAUACCGUCUAAGGAAA